UUCGUGUGAUUUUCUUUUUCGCUCAUUGUUCCAUACAUUCUUUGUGAGUCGUCUCCUAAAGAGCUCAGUGUACAUAAACCAUGGGCAUUGGCCUUUUCUUUUAUUUCAGUUACUUUUCUCUACUGUUUGUUUGUUACGUGUAACCCAGGCUACCCUCCAACUUGUCUUAGAGCCAAAAUGGCUUCCAACUGUGAUCUCCCUGCCUCUACCUCCUGAGGGUUGGGAUUACAGCCAUAUACCACCAAGCCACCGUCAGCAGUGCUGGGAUCGAACCUAGGAUCUCAUGAGGCUAGGCAAGCGUUCUGCUGACUGAACUACGUGCCCAGGACCACUUUAACUGCUUUAAAAGAUUGUCUAUGUGUGGGUGCUUUGCCUGCAUAAAUGUCUGUGCGCCACAUGGGUUUCAGUGCCCGUGGAGGCCAUAAAAGGGCAUUAGACGCACCCUAGAACUAGACUUAUAGAUGGUUGUUAACAUGUGGGUUCAGGGGAUUGAAUCUGGGCCCUCUAGAAGAAUAGCUAGUUUUCUUUACCACUGAGUCUUCUCCCUAGCUCUCCUUUUAUUGUGUUAAAAGUAGAGAACAGGUGAGCACAGCCGCUCGUCCCGAACUCUGGAGGAUGAGGCAGGAUGGGACUUCAAGGCCAUUGUCAUCCACAUAGGGAAACCCCCAAGAAAGUGUAGCACCAAUUUUGCCAUCUCUGAUCGUGUUUACGUUCAGGGAUUAGCGGCAUGGAGCCUGCUUACAUCCUUAUGAAACAGACUGCUGCUUCAUGAUCUCUCAGCCGCUGCGUUUCUGAGUUUCACCAUCAGGUACUCAGCCCGGUCAAGUAUAUCUACUUUUGUCUAACUGUAACCUCUAACCUCUCUCCUUUCCCAUCUUAAACAUCCUGGUACUGUGUAUCUUCCUUUCCUAAAGGCACAUUCUCAACCUUCAGUUAGUUGUCUGUUUGUUUUUCGGCUUCCAUUAAUCACCCGUUCUAAGGACAUUCCGUGAUAACGUGGGGCCAGGAGCUGUUUUGGAUGCUGGGAUGCUAGAUGUGUUUGUCUCUCUCGUCGUUUCUUUGGUUUGUUUUUUCUUCACAGUUCUUGCAUCUUUAGCCUCUUUGCUCUCUGCUGGUUAAUCACUGCGUGAUAUCUUCAUCCCAUCUAAAACUUUAAUAUAUGCUGAAGUGGUCACUUCUGCCCCUCAGACACGAUAUGCCUCUAGUUUACCUCAGAUACCGCACUUCUGCUGUGUCCAUCUCAGGUUCAAGCUUCAAUGGAGGACAGUUAAUGAGCUCCAGGCCCGUUUUAGGCUGUAACCGCUCGCUCCCCUGCUUCAGUGUCUUCCUGUGAGCUUCCGGGACCUGAGAGGACACAGGAUGCUCUUUACUCCGCAGUCCAUUUGGUCAUGUUUUAGAACAUGUCUCCGCCUAAUGUCGGUUGUAUAGACCUCCCGGGAGGAUCUGAUGGUUCGGAAGAACUCACACCUUCACAGCUUUUUGGGCACCUUAUGGGCCUGUGUCCUCUGAGAUCAGAGUCCGGCUCAUGGUUCUGCAGUGACUUGUGGUGAACAUGGAAACCUGAAGUAAUCUGUAAGUGGUGUGAGCAGGAGGCAGUUUUCUGAUUCUUCGUAUGAUCCUUAGAUGUGCAGGGACACAGCCCUGUUUGGUAUUUCCGGCCUGUGUGAUUCUCACUGGUUAUAUUACUAUCGAUGUGUGUGUUUGAACAGUUUUCCAUAGUUCAGUAGCUUAGGUCUUUUCAGUGAAACAUUUGGGCAAAGAUUCUGCCCAAAUUCCUCAUCUGACUCUAAAAGGCUUUUACCUUUGGGUUGUCACUUCAUAUUUAAGAGAGGCUGGUGAAAAACCACUGUCCUGAGGGAGAGAAGACAAUGAGGCCACUGAGGAUUGGUCUAGCCCUCUGGAGAUGACUUUAGAGGUGCCUGAGGGUCAUAGAGGAUCAUACAUGGAACCUAGAGCACAGCUGGCAGAAGGUCAGAACUACAGUGGAGAAGAACAUUCCCAUCUACACGUCAGAGUACUGAGAUUCGAGAAUACUCGUAUUUCCCCAACUAUUACAGUGGACCAGAUCCAGAGGCCCCAAGUCAUUGUCAUCAGGUGAUCACAGUGACAUUAGAAUAGCACAGGUGCUUAGCCCUGAGUGAGGGAAAGGCUGCAGACAAAUGAAGGAAAGGCCAGUGGGACUCUCGCAGGCAGGAGAACAGCUCUCAGGAGCACUUGGGCAUCAGUGUGGUAGGACAGGACCGAUUCACUGAGGAGCUGCCCCGGAAGGGACAGAGCGAUCACGUCUCUCUCUUUCUAGCCUCGCAGUAUGAAUGCGCACCAGUGAAGCCCUUUUUCUGCAGAAUCUGUGGCGGUGGAGACAGGGAGCAGAAGAGACAUUACUCCCCAUUCCGGAUCCUCCCCUACUUGGUUCAUGUACACAGCCCUGCCCAGCCAGAGCCAGAGCCUUGCUGUCUAACACUGGUUGAAAAGAUUCACUCUGGUUAUGAAGGUAAGUCAGUAAGUACGCCCUGCUCUCUCUCAGCAAGAUGCAGAAUGCCACUGUUCAGACAGCAGUGUGGGGACAGCAGCUUCUGUGGUUCUGGGACAGAAGACUGCUUCAGUUUCCAAUUUGGGUCAUAAGCCCUGGAAGCACUUGUAGCUGGUGUUUGCUGACCUGUCUUCCGGUGCUGUUAUCACUGCCACAGUGUGGCCUCCUAGGCUGUGCCUCACACUCGGAUAGACACAUAGUCUUUGUCCCUUCUCUGUUGGUGACCUGUUCUAUGGCCUUUUAUCUGUCAUGUAUGAAAUAGUAGCACUAAAAUCAUUACAUGAAAAGGCCACAAGAACGGUCGAGUUUGCCAGGUAGCACAUGUUCUAGGGACUGAGGCAUGUGUGCCCUGCACUACUUAACAAGUUCAAGGCCGGCCUGGCCUGCAUAGUGACUACCUGUCUCAGCCAACCAUAACCAGAGGUAAAGCACAGUGGUGGAAUGCUUGUCUUGCUGUGUAACCACAAGGCCCUGGAUUGUUUGAUCCUCAGCAGUUGAUAGAGAGGGGAGAUGUCAUAUUAUAGAAAUGUUUGGAAACUUCCAGAAGUUUCAGUAUGCAUAUUUAAUAGACAGAAAUACAUUUAUAAAAGCAGCUUCCGUUUAAUAACUAAAAUCACAGUUGGUUCUUACGAUACCUGAUACAUGCUCUCUCCUACAAAUUAGCACCUUGUUCAAAAGUCACAGGAGAAACAGGGCCAUGGUGAAAGUUAGUUCAGAGGCACAAUGAUCAAAAAAAAAAAAAUUCAUUCCAUUUAAAAAAAAAAAAAAAAAGGACAAGGAGAUAAAUAGCUCCUCAGUUAAGAACUCCGACCAUAGGGGCUGGGGAUUUAGCUCAGUGGUAGAGCGCUUACCUAGGAAGCGCAAGGCCCUGGGUUCGGUCCCCAGCUCCGAAAAAAAGAACCAAAAAAAAAAAAAAAGAACUCCGACCACUUCCAGUGGACGUGGGUUCAGUUCUCAGCACCCACAUGGUAGCUCACAUCCGUCUGUAACUCUAGUCUAGGGUAGCUCCUAUGCACAUAACAAUACUUUUAAGGAGAAGAAAGAACCCUGAAGCCACAUGCCAAACCAUGGUUCUCAACCUGUGGGCCGUGACCCCUCUGAGGUUUAGCUGUGAGUUCAGGGGUUGCUUAUCAGACUUCCUGCAUAUCAGAUACUCACGUACUGUUCACAACAGUAUCAAAAUUAGUCAUGAAGUAGCAGUAAAAGUAACUCUAUGGUUGGGGUCAGCACAGCAUGAGGAACUGUAUUUACGGGUCUCAGAAUUGUGGUAUGUUAAACGAUAAGAGAAACCCCAGCACUACCAUAACCGACCUGGGAGGAAGCAAGGUAGCCGCAGACAGCUGAAAAGCGUGCGUGCCCCGUGACCCUGAGUACCUCCAAGCAGGGCUUUGACGCAUUCACUUAAGGUGUCUCGCAGCUGAAGUCAUGCUCAGGUAACUGAGGUAAGCCACGCUCUCGGAUUGUUGCCUGCAUUUCCCCUGCACGGUUAGAGCAGAGCUCACCUGACGUGGUUUCCCUCCCUCCAGCUCUAGCUGUUAGCAUUUAGGAUGAAGGCGCUGGCUGCUUAGGACGCAACAAACUUUCUGUAAUUAGAAUUAACCAUGAUGCGGUCAUUGUAUUCUGACCUCAUCUAAAUCAAGUUAGGGAUGAAACGGUUUGUUGUGCUGUUGCAUGGACUCCAGACCUGUCAGACCUCUGACUUGGAUUUCUGCCAUCUCAUGCAGGUUUUUUCUCCUUGUAUGUUAAGUAGCUGGUGGGGUAGAUGACUAAUUGGCCGUUUGACCCUUAAUCAAUCUUUUUUCCUUUUUCAAUAGCUCCUCGAAUCCCUGUAGAUAAAAGAGUUUUUACCACAACACACACGCCGGGAUGUGUGUUUCUUGAAGUAGAUGAAAGGUAAACACUUUUUCGAGCCUAAAAGAAAUUUGUUUCUGAAGACGAACCAAGGUACUAGAGGUCCGAGGUGUGCUUUGCGUGCUGUCGUGUAUCCUGUGACAGCCUGUUCCGUCACCUGCAUGGUUCCUGCUGGUCACAGUCCAGCUUAAAUUGAGCCCUCUUAAGUAAAUCUAUCUUCAAGUUAACGUUUGUUUGUUUAUGUGUGUGUUUGCCAUGCGCAUCUGGAGGUCAAGGGUCACCUUUCUGGCCUUGGGUCUCAGAUCCAGCAGGCUUGGUGGCAAGUAUUUUUACCUGUUAAGUCCUCUCACUGCCCCAGUUGGCUGAAUUUUAGUGCAAACACCUUGCAUAUUGUAUUUGUAAAAGCGAAUUCCAAGCUAUCUUACAUGAGCCACAGGUGGCAGGAGAAUCAUUGUUCUUAUUUUGCAUAAACCAAGGGCCAGUUCACCAAAAACAUCUGACCAUAUUCAACUUAGGACCAGGACUCAGUCUUUUUUGGGGGAGGGAGGGGUUAUUGAGAUGGUUUCUCUGUGUAGCCCUGCCUGGCCUCCAACUCAGAGAUCUGCCUGCCUCCGCCUCCCUAGUGCUGGGACUAAAGGCAUGCGCCACUGUGCCUGGCUAAGACUCAAAUCUCUUAGCAUUUACUUUAGUGGUGUUUCCAUGUGACAAAUGUUGUUUAAAUCAAUUCAUGCUAACUAUUGUAAUUAGUUGGAAAAGGAAAAAAGAGAACAUAAGUUUAGAAAAAAAAAAGGCUAGCUUUGUUUAAAGAAUUUUUCUCCAUUUUGAACUUAUGUUACCUUUCUUUUUUAGGGCAAUUUUAAAAUGAUUUUUGUUAUUUUUUAAACAUAGAACAGAUGGUACGUAUUGCUGUUUUUUCAGUAUUUUUUAGAAAAAAAAUAUUUAUGUGUCUGGCUGCUUUGUCAGAGCGUAUCGUAUAUCUGUGCCCCAUAUGGAGAACCUCUAAAGAGGCCAGAAGAGAGCCUCAGAUGACGGUCUCGAGCCACCACGUGGGUUCUGCAAACCUACCUCAGGUCCCCUGGGAGAGCUGGAGCACUCUCGACUGCCGAGCCAUUCUCCAGCUCUUGUUCUUCAGUAUUUUUGUCUGGAUAAAGCAAACAUUCCUACACAUUAGUGUAUGAGACACACACACACACACACACACACAUUUAUUUUAGAAUUCUAGUCUUGAAGUUGGAAAAUCUGAGAAAUCGAACUGAGCCAUGCAUUAGUGUAAAGGGAACCCAGACACUGUUAAUGGAGCCUGGUUUGUCUAAGUCACCCUUACAAGACUUCCUAACCCUGAGCACACUUCUGUGACUCCUUUUGAUACUGUGUACCACUUUUGACAUUACAAUGUAUCCGAUUAUUAAUGACGUUUAUGACGUUUUUUGUUCAUCAGCCUUUGUUACUGUCAUAAAGCACUAGAAUGGCCAACUUGUCAGGAGGAAGGAAAGGUUUAUUCACUACCCAGUUCAGUCCACAAUCACAUGGCUGGCUUAUUGCUUUAAGGCCUCUGUGGGAUAGGACAUGACUGUGGUGGUGGCAUAGCUCCCCACACAGACAGUGAAGGAAAUCUACUUCAUGGAACCAGGAAGCAGCAGGAAGUCAGCCUAACUGUAGGAACCACGGAGGAGGGCUGGCUCACUCCAUGACUUGCCCGCUGCCUUUUUGCUAGCCUUCUUACACAGCCUGGGGUGUCCAGGAAGUGACACUGCCCACUGUGGACUGGGUCUCUGACAUGUCCACAGACUAAUGUGAUGGUGACAUUAACACAGUUGAAACUUUCUUCAGGUGAUGAAGUUGACAGCUAAUGUCAACUCAGACAGGGCCCGAGGGGUUAUCCCAGUGACCUAACUUCUUCCCACCAGGCUUUGCCUCCUGAAGGUCUCGCCACCUCCUAGGAUUGUCAUGGGCCGGGGACCAGGCUUUCUGUGUACUAACUCUUGGGGGUAUUCAAGGCCCACCAGUGCUGCAUAAACUCAUACACAUGCACACAUUCAUACAACAACCCCUUCCUCACUAACACCUUCUGCAUUACCAUAUGACAACGUGGUGAAGAGCACACAUGCUGAGAGUAUCUGCGGGUGAUCUGGAGUUUCUGACUCCUGAGUUCACAGUGAGCCUGCAAGCCUGUUUUAGUGUACGAGGUGCUUUUGGUACAAUGUGGCAGAAGGCCAUGGACAUAGCUCGUGUUUGUUCCCCAUAAACAGGCACUUAGGGCUUUGCCUCAUUGGAUGCAUUAAGGGGCAUCUUUUCAUUAGUGUUCUUCCUGUGUAGAGCUGACAGAGAGGCUAGGGUUUGAUGGUGAUGUUUUGUUUUGCAGAGUGGGAGACAGAAUCCUUACAUAUGCUAAGCAUAGUCUACCACUGAGCCAUGUGGCCAGCCAGGGUAUGUGUUUCUAAGUAUGUAAAAACUGCUUAAUUACCUGCCCCAUAUAACACGCUUCCUGUGUGUGUGCCUGUGCCCCAGAGCAGUGCCUUUGCUGGGUUUCCUACCUCAGGAUCUGAUUGGAACGUCGAUCUUAACGUACUUGCACCCAGAAGAUCGGCCUCUGAUGGUUGCAGUACACCAAAAAGUUUUAAAGUACGUGGGCCACCCUCCAUUUGAACACUCACCCAUAAGAUUCUGCACGCAGAAUGGAGAUUAUGUCAUUCUGGAUUCCAGCUGGUCCAGCUUUGUGAACCCCUGGAGCCGGAAGGUCUCCUUCAUCAUUGGUCGACAUAAAGUCCGAACGAGCCCGUUAAAUGAAGAUGUUUUUGCCACCAGAAUAAAAAAGGCAACCAGUCAUGACGAAGACAUAACAGAAUUACAAGAACAAAUUCACAGACUUCUCUUGCAGCCGGUUCAUGCCAGUGCUUCCAGUGGCUACGGGAGCCUGGGCAGCAGUGGCUCGCAGGAGCAGCACAUCAGCGUCACCUCUUCCAGUGAGUCAAGCGGACACUGUGUGGAGGAAGCCCAGCAGGAGCAGAUGACCCUGCAGCAGGUCUAUGCCAGUGUAAACAAAAUUAAGAAUGUGGGCCAACAGCUCUACAUCGAGUCGAUGGCCAGAUCGUCGGUGAAGCCAGUGAUGGAGACGUGCACGGAACCGCAGGGUAGUGAUGAGCAGAAGGACUUUUCUUCCUCUCAGACACUGAAAAAUAAAAGCACAGAUACCGGCUCUGGAGGCGAUCUGCGGCCAGAGCAGCAUAGCUCGUCCUAUCAGCAGAUGAACUGCAUCGACAGUGUCAUCAGGUACCUGACAAGCUACAGUUUCCCAGCCUUGAAAAGAAAGUGCAUCUCCUGCACAAACACGUCUUCAUCCUCAGAGGAAGCCAAGCCAAACCCAGAGGCAGACGGCAGCCUGCGAGACACCGAACAGCUCCUGGACAUUCCAGAACAGGAAACAACCGCACCAUCCGCAGACGCCGAGGGAGGUGUUGCACGGACCCUGUCCACUGCCGCACUGAGCAUGGCGUCUGGCGUAAGCCAGUGCAGCUGCAGCAGCACCACGGACCACGUCCCCCCCCUACAGUCAGCAGAAAGUGUUGCCGGAGCGUGUGAGCCCUGGGCCCUGAGAACGAAGGCUCACGUGACCGCAGAAGGAUUCAAGCCCGUGGGGCUCACAGCGGCCGUCCUCUCCGCGCACACGCAGAAGGAAGAGCAGAACUAUGUUGACAGGUUCCGGGAGAAGAUCCUGACCUCGCCCUACGGCUGUUAUCUUCAGCAAGAAGGCAGGAACCAUGCCAAGUACGCCUGCGUCGUCGGAGCAGGGGCCACCCCUAAGCACAGCAGAUGUGCUGGAAGUGAGAGACGGAAGCACAAACGGAAGAAGCUGCCGACGCCUGUGGACAGCAGCAGCUCCAGUGCCCACCUCUGUCCCCAUGUCAGAGGACUCCUUCCAGAUGUGCAGCACUGGAGCGCUUCCGUUACCUCUCCCUGUGCUACAGGCCUAGCUCUCCCCUCAGCCCUGGUGGUUCCCAGCCAGACCCCGUAUCUCCUCUCCUCUUUUCCCCUUCAAGACAUGGCCCCUCAGGGAGUAGGGGACUCCGCAGCCUGGGGUGCUGCAGCCGAGUGUCCACCUCUGUCCGCUGGUCCCCAGCCUGUUUCCACGUUCCCUUCUGCUUACAUGGGUACUUUCAUGACCGUCCUCCUGCACAACAGCCCUCUCUUUCCUCUGUGGCCGGCAUCAUUCUCUCCAUAUCCAUUCCUGGGGGCCACAGGUCCUUCUCAAAUGGCACCCUUAGUACCAGCAAUGGCUCCAGACCUGGAACCAACCCCUUCAGACCACGGCCCAAGGAGAGUGGAGGAGAACUGGGAGACACACAGCGAAGAAGAGCAUCCGUUUAUUAGCUCACGGAGCAGUUCACCAUUGCAGUUAAAUUUACUCCAGGAAGAAAUGCCUGCACCAUCAGAGUAUGCAGAUGCAGUGAGAAGAGGCGCCUGCCCAGACGCUAAGCAACUCUGUGUUACAGGUAACAGUGGCAGUAGGAGCCCUCCCUGUGCCACAGGUGAGCUGGCCACAGCAUCAGUACAGCAAGAAUCUUCAUCCGCAGCUGCCUCAGGAAGCAGUGCCAGCAGUGUACACGGCAGUGGCAGUGACUACACUUCUGAAGUCUCUGAAAAUGGACAGAGGUCACAGGAUAGACAGAGAGACAGAGCCUUUUCCGGGGCGGCUGAAGAAUCUAUCUGGAGAAUGAUAGAACGGACGCCAGAGUGUGUUCUCAUGACAUACCAGGUGCCGGAGAGGGGUAGAGACACGGUGCUGAGGGAAGACCUGGAAAAACUUCACAGCAUGGAGCGGCAGCAGCCCCAGUUCUCUUCUGCGCAGAAGGAGGAGCUGGCCAAGGUGCGGUCCUGGAUCCACAGCCGCCCUGCCCCUGAGGAAAGACAGCUCCAAAGCUAUGUCACCUGUGAAAACAGAGGUUCAGUUGGUGACACUGCAGAGGCCUGUGAACAGUGUCCAGCAGAAGACACCAGUUGAGCAGCUGUGAAGAUGUCCCACCCUCUCCAGGUCAUGUGGAACACAGAGACGUGUGUUACCUCAUUACAGUCUCUGAAAUGGCAGUCAUCAACAUUAAGAUCUUCCCUGGCUUUGUUCUGGUUUGGUUUUGGUUUCAGUGGCGCUGGGGAUCAAACCCAGGGCCUCGCCUCGCCUCGCCUCCAGGCUGGCACUCCCCACUGCUGACCUGUAUCCCCAGCCCUCCCUUCUUGGUUUCCAACAGAUGACGUUUUCCCAAAGCAGGAUUUGUGUAGGUUCUUGUUCCUGCUAUUAAAACUGCCAACCAGAGCCUUCUGUAGAUCAGCCGUCACCUGAAGACAUUGGAUUGCAUCUGACGGCAUGAUUUCAGAAGCUACCCUGAGUUAAGUCACUGUUGGAGUGAGUCUCAUGCCUUAGUCUCCUUUGUUCUGUUCUGUUGUUACAAAAUCAUUUCCCCACUAGAAUACUUGAAGAACUUCUAUCUGUGGGUUGUGUGUUUCUCACGGUGUUUUCCGUGAACUUACCACAUUGAUGUAGGUUUUGUACAGCAUGGUGCUUCUCUUCCUGAUUGUAAGACAUUCCGGCUUUCCCACAACGUCAGAGCGCAUGGUUCUCUAGGAACUGUGGGGAUCGCAGUUUCUGUGUUUGACCCCAUUCUCGUCCACACACUUCCUAUGGCGGCUGCCUUUCAUAGGAGCUCUUUCCUUAAGAUCUGUCUGCUAGACAGCACAUACUCUUUGGACAACUGAAGUUAAGCCUUGCAUGUUAAAAAACGUCUUACUCAAACAGUAGUGUUUUUAAAGUUGUUUUGGUUAUAAAAUAAAUGUGAAAAGUUUUAAAUAUUACGUUAAUGUUAUCGUGGAGGUGUGUGUGUACCCAGGCUUACCAAAACAGACAGUUAACUUUUCCUUUUCACUGAAUUACACAAUGAGGUCCUCAUGCCACCCAACGGUCUGAUUGGCCCUGCCUUUUGUUUGCCCUUGAACGGCAAACAAAGUGUUUGGGGUCUGCAGCGUGAGAGACUACACUUAGGGAAGCUCGGAGACCCCAGCUCAUUGACAGCAGCGUCCCAUGAGUCUGUGUUCUCCAAGCAUUUUCGUCUCAGAAGUGAGUGCGAUUGUUUACGAGUUCGUCCACUCACUGUCCGGUGCUCUAGUUUAAAGAAGCCCCAGGUUCCUUCUUGAAUGCGGAAAGGCUAUGGAAUCCGCCCAUGCAGGUCAGGAAGGAACUGGCAGGGAGGAGGUUUACAGUGGCCUUUUCCUGCUUCACUUCCUGUAGUCUAACUUAUUUUUCUUUCUUUCUUUUUCCUUUUUUUUUUUUGUUAUUAUUGUUUUGUUUUAGGAAGACACUUUGUUUUCCUCAGACAAUUUAUAGCUGUUGAUAACUGUAUUGUCACUGUGGUCAGGAGACAUCGCAGAGGCCACUGUGCCCAGCGUUCCAAUCCUGUGGCUCAGACUUUUCUAAAAUAAUGCUUUUUCUGGACAGCAGUCCUAUCCGAAAGUAUCGGAAACAAUUUAAAAUGCUGCCUGUGACGUUUCUUGGAACUUUCUGGUGUUGAGCAGAUCCAGACACCUGUUCCUGCUGUGUGAAUAGAGACUUCACAAAGCCUACUCCAUCCAGUGGUUGUGGAGGCCUGGAUGGUCAGGUUGUUCUCCAGCGAAGGGUUAUGCUUGUUUGGAACUUCCAGAAUCCUCCUGCAUCUGUGUGCAUACAGCACAUCUGAAGGUUUCUGGUGAGAGACGCCCUUUCCUGUAGGUCCUGGAUCCCUGUUUUCUCUACAGUUCCUUAUUUCCUUGCCUUCGUCCACACUUUAUGAUAGAGUCUGUUAUGCCAGGCUUGAUUUGAAAAUGGUGCUGUAGUCAGGUCUGUAAAGCCCUCUACCAAAUCUCACCUUUGCUAGGAUGCCAUCAGUACACCCAGCAGUCCCUGCUGCUGAGGGCCGGUCCAGCAGAGGCUGCUACCCCCCAUGGGGGUCAUACCCAGUGGAAACUCAAGCUCACUGACUUUGUAUCAAUAACCAGAGAACUGGUAAGAAAAGCGUGCACUGUAGACUUGAAUGUCUACAUAAAUAUUUCCCCCAAAGCUUAAUUUUCUUGGGUCAGUGGUCAAAUUUUAUGAAAAGAUGUUGUAUAAAUGGACUAAAUGAGGUAUUAUAAUUCACAAGGUGGCACAUUUUAACGAGAUUGACAGUUUGUUCAUAAUUAAAUGUGAAUUUGCUCAUACGUAUGGAUAUUUAUCUUUUCAUUGGGUAUCUUUUUGAGUAAAAACAAUAAACAGUGUCUGUGUUCACGUGGA
Messenger RNA from Rattus norvegicus (Norway rat), 11672 nucleotides. NCBI's taxonomy places the organism in Eukaryota, Metazoa, Chordata, Mammalia, Rodentia, Muridae. The record is from RefSeq and is a predicted model, not a curated record.